Pelobates fuscus (common spadefoot toad) is the source of this 5525-nucleotide messenger RNA. RefSeq names its product pappalysin 1 (gene PAPPA). Gene Ontology annotation, biological process: proteolysis; cell surface receptor signaling pathway. The coding region runs from base 70 to 4953 and encodes 1627 amino acids. The transcript has 22 exons. Lineage: Eukaryota; Metazoa; Chordata; Amphibia; Anura; Pelobatidae. Gene Ontology annotation, molecular function: metalloendopeptidase activity. The record is from RefSeq and is a predicted model, not a curated record.
GUCAAGGAAUAGAUAGUCCAAAGCUGGCAGAUCGAGAAAUAGUAGCUGGAAGCGGGUGGAGGGGGUCUGAUGGAGAUGUUGCUCUGGAGUUUGCUGUUGCCUUUUGGGCUCGUCUGUGCAGCAUUGGCAAGUGCCUCUGUUUGUGGAAUGGAUGAGAACUCACAACGUUUUCGGAGAAGUGUGCGUAAACCCCGCAGCCUGCGCAGUAUUUCAGGAGGUUCCUGUGCCACCAGCCUUGCUCGGGGCAAGCGGUCACUUGGACUUUUAGAGCAACUGAGAAUGCCACUGCGGAGGAAGCAGACGGAGGCAACGGAAGUCGCUGACUACUUGGCACCUGGCAAGGCUGUGUAUUUUACUGGGCAUAGGGACCAACUACGCUUGAAAGCGGGUAAUGAAUUGCCAAGGGAGAUGUUCACUGUUCAGGUUUGGUUGAAAGCCGAAGGGGGACAAAAAUCUCCAGCUGUUAUCGCAGGACUUUAUGACAAAUGUUCUUACACCUCUAAUGAUCGUGGAUGGGUUCUUGGAAUUGAGGCCAUGAGUGAUCAGGGUACCAGAGACCCACGAUAUUUCUUCGCCUUGAAGACUGAUCGGGCUCGGAAGGUCACUUCUAUAUCUGCUCAUCGUAGCUACCUCCCAAACACGUGGGUACAUCUAGCUGUCACUUACAGUGGUAAUAUGAUCAAACUUUAUGUUAAUGGUGCACAAGUGGCAACAAGUAGUGAGCAAGUUGGUGACAUCUUCAGCCCUCUAACAAGAAAAUGCAAAGUUCUUAUGAUUGGUGGAAAUGCUUAUAAUCAUAAUUUCCGUGGAUAUUUGGAACAGUUUAACCUCUGGAAGAUUGCACGAACACAGAAGGAAAUAAUGGGUGAUAUGGGACAAGCAUCACAUGAACUGAUUAGCUCUCUACCUCAGCUUGUUCUUCAGGAGAAAUUUGAGAAUGUAAAAAACUCUUGGUAUCCUAUGAAAAAUGGCACAUACCCACAUACAGAAACCAUUUAUCACCAUACUUCAUUGCUUGACACAAACUUAGCGUAUCCUCAGUGUGGGGAAACUCUCUGUGAUAAUUUAGAGGUGAUUUCUACCUAUAACAAAAUUGAGAGCUUUCGCCAACCUAAAGUUGUGCGCUACAGAGUGGUCAAUGUAUUUGAUAACAACCAUCAGAAUCCAACUGUUUCAAAAGACCAGAUUGAGCUCCAGCAUCAAAAAUUAAAUGAGGCGUUUAGUCAGUACAACAUAACAUGGGAACUCAAUGUUUUAGAGAGAAAUGACUCCUUCCUACGUCACAGACUUAUUCUUACAAAUUGUGAUAUCAGCAAAAUUGGUGAUGUAAACUGUGACCCUGAGUGCAACCAUGUUCUCACAGGUUUUGAUGGUGGUGAUUGUCGUCAUCCUGGUUCUCAUGUGUUAUCAAAGAAGAAGCAAAAUGGUGUGUGUGAUAUGGAUUGCAAUAACGAAUCAUUCCUUUUUGAUGGUGGGGACUGUUGUAACCCCAAUGUCACUGAUGUCACCCAGACAUGUUUUGAUCCACAAUCUCCUCACAGAGCUUACUUGGAUAUAAAUGAGAUGAAGAACCAUCUUAAUCUGUCAGGAUCAGCACAACUAAAUAUAUUUUUUGCAAACUCAUCGGAAGAAGAAUUAGCUGGUGUUGCAACCUGGCCCUGGGACAAGAUGGCUCUUACUCAUCUUGGUGGCAUAGUGAUGAACCCAUCAUUUUAUGGUAUACCUGGCCAUACCCAUACUGUGAUCCAUGAGAUCGGUCACAGUUUAGGACUGUACCACAUCUUCAGAGGCAUCUCCGAAAUUCAGUCCUGCAGUGAUCCUUGUAUGGAGACAGAGCCUUCUUUUGAGACUGGGGAUCUCUGUUAUGAUACCAACCCAACACCAAAGCAUAAAACAUGUGGAGAUCCUGGCCCUGUAAAUGAUACAUGUGGUUUCCAAAAAUUUGUUAAUACACCAUUUAAAAAUUUUAUGAGUUAUGCAGAUGAUGACUGCACAGACUCCUUCACUCUCAAUCAAGUUGCCAGAAUGCACUGUUACCUGGAUCUGGUCUAUCAAAGCUGGCAACCCAUCUCCAAACCUCUGCCAGUGCCCAUAGCUCCACAAAUUGUAGAGCACACGAGUAACUCUGUCACGAUGGAAUGGUUUCCAGCCAUAAAUGGACAGUUUUAUGAAAGAGAAGUGGGAACAUUAUGCCACCUCUGUGCUGAUGGAAAAGUUUUGGUGCAGUACGCUUCACAUGCAUCUUCGCCUGUGCCAUGUGGCCCAUCGGGACAUUGGAGCCCCAGGGAAGCUGUAGGGCAUCCUGAUGUUGAGCAACCAUGUGAAACAAGUGUACGAACCUGGAGCCCUAACUCAGGAGCAAAUCAGGAUACUGUUCCUCCUGCAUGCCCUGAACCACAUGGAUGCUACUUGCAACUUAACUUUAGCCACCCAGUGAUUCCACAGUCUCUUUUCAUAUGGGUGACUUAUGUGAACACAGAGUGGGACACAAGUGGUGCUGUGGUGGAUGUCAAACUUUUAAUGGUUAAUGGAAAGGAAUUGUCCUUGGGAUCUCAGAAUAUUUUCUGUGAUGUCCCUUUGACCAUUAAGUUGGACAACAAAUCAGUCAAUGAAGAGGUAUGUGCCAUACAAAUCUACACCAAGGAUAACCAGCUGGAAAUAGAUGCAGCUAUGAUUACAUCAGCAUCCAACAGUUCAUUAUGUGCAGAAUGCAAGUUAAUCAAUUAUAAAGUGCUUCGAGAUCCACCAAUUGAAGGUGAUCAUUUCCUGAUAUCCAGUAUGCUCAGAAAAUUCACAGAUAUGGAUCUAAAAACUGGAAAUGUUUACAAGUACAAAGUCGUGACGGUGUACACAAGUGGAGAAAGUGAUCCAACUCCUGAGCUGAUCUAUCAACAUGGCAAUGGCUACUGUGGGGAUGGUGUAAUUCAAAAGGAACUAGGAGAAGAAUGUGAUGACAAGAACAAGCUGAGUGGUGAUGGCUGCUCCCUUUUUUGUAAACAGGAAUUGUCUUUCCACUGCAUUGAUGAGCCAAGCAGGUGUUAUUUUCAUGAUGGUGAUGGCAUCUGUGAGGAGUUUGAGAAGAUGACAAGUUUAAAGGAUUGUGGAAUUUACACCCCAAAGGGUUUCCUGGAUCAAUGGGCUUCAAAUGUUUCUGUUUCACAUUAUAGUGUACAUCAUUGUCCCGCUCAUGUGGUGACUGGAAAGCCAGCAGUCACACAGGUGUGUCAAACCAAGGUGGUUGAAAUGAAUGAAGCAAUAUCCCAACAUGCUUGGUUUCCUUGCACGGUCAGUUCACAUGGUGUGAGUUUCUGGUUAAAGGCCUACUUUGUUCAACCUGUGGUUGUUGCUGCAGUCAUUAUCCACCUGUUGUCAGAUGGAACAUAUUACAAUGUCAACAAGCCAGAAACCAUCAAUGUGCAGUUGAUUGAUGCAAAGGAACAAUUACAUGAUAUGGGUGUCUAUAUUAUUAGCUGCAGGAACAAUCCUCUGGUAAUUUCUGUGAUGCAUGACCUCACACAGCCAUUUUACCACAGUCAUGCUGUCCUUAUUAGCUUCACUUCUCGUUGGAUUGCUAUCUCUGGAGUGGCUCUGCGCUCCUUCUAUGAUUUUGACUUUCUUGCCAUCAGCAGCUGUCAGAGAGGAGAGAUAUACAGUGCUGACAAACAAGGCUGUGUCCAUUACUCAUGUGAGACUACUGAAUGCCAGGAACUGGCGAUUGAAAAUGCUUUGUUGAAUUGCAAAAGUGGCCACCACAGUGGGGAUCAGUGUAAGGUGGCUUGUCAUACAGGAUAUAUAUUUCAAGUACAAAGAGAAGAAGAACCACUGAAAGCUCAGUCUGAGUCCCAUAUCAUUAUUACCUGCAGAAAUGGCAAGUGGAAUAAGCAAGUGACGUGUGAACCUGUAGACUGUGGCUUCCCUGAUAAAAGUCAUAUCCAUCCAGCAUCCUUCCAUUGUCCCCAAGGAACCACAUAUGGCAAACAAUGUACUUUCCAGUGUCAGCCACCUGCCAAAUUCAGAGGUACCAAUAAUAUUUUGAAUUGCAUGGAUGAUGGACUGUGGUCUUUUCCUGAAGCAUUCUGUGAGCUUUUGUGUUUGGCUCCUCCUUCUUUUCCUAAUGCCAUACUGCAGACAAAACGCUGUCUUUCUGGUGGCCAUAGGGUGGGCUCUGUCUGCAAAUUUAAAUGCAAGCUUGGUUAUCACAUUGCUGAUCCAUUCAAGAAGACAAAGAAGAAGGCCUUUAAAAGUCAGUGCACAGAGAAUGGGAGCUGGCAGCAUAGUGAAUGUGUUCCUGUAAUGUGUGAGCCACCUCAUCCAAAGUUCCGUGGUCUUUAUCAGUGCACUAACGACUUCCAUUUCAACAGUGUAUGUACAAUACUGUGUGAAGAGAUCAACAACCAAUCGGAUUUUGGAAAUAACAUCAUUCAUUGUCGAAGGGAUGGCACUUGGAGUGGCAACUUUCAUCUGUGCAAGACAACAUAUGGUCAAUGUGCACCCCCACAAAUAGUUAAUAGCACCUUGAAGGUUGACUGCUCAGAGGGAUAUGAAAUAGGAGCUGAAUGCACACCCAUUUGUCUAAAUCACAAUGUGACAUAUAGCAAGAUGGAGGCAAUCAUAUUGCCAAUUAACACAACAGAAAAAACUCUGCAGCACUGGAUGAAUCCAAUCAGGGUCAAGAAAAUUAUUUGCACAGCAGAGCGCCAAUGGUAUCCACUUCCAGAAAUGGUUAAAUGCAUCAAAAGCUGUGAGCCUUUCAUUGGAGACAAUUAUUGUGAUGGUGUGAACAAUCGUGCUUUCUGCAGUUAUGAUGGGGGAGAUUGCUGUGUCUCAACUGUUGCAACUAAAAUGGUGACACCUUUCCCAGCAAACUGUGAACUGCAAGGGGAGUGUGCUUGUCUGGAUCCCAGUGCCAAAGAGAACGUUCAAAAGGGUCCACACCCACUCAACAUUGGAUAGGAAUGUGAAGCUUUGGACAAAUCUACAAGGCAGGCUGGAAUGGGCACUGUAUGCCCUCUGGAAUUAAUUUAAUAUUUGCUGCUGAACAUGAUGGCACUGCAGCAUCAGUGACAUUAUGCAUCAAUGAGUCUACCAAUCCAAAUCUGCGAAAGAUGGGAUUUAGAACAAUAUUAUUCCCGACAUUUGAUGAAAGCAAUCAAUUAUGCAAAUAUGAAAAAAUUAGUACUUCCACCACCAUAACAUCCUACAUUUAUUUAAGUUGUUCUGUGGCAAACUUCUGUCUCCUGGCUUCUGUUCCACUCUUCUGGGUAGUACAGGGAAGGGAUAGCCAGUUGACUGCUGAUAGGCUGAGUGUCAGUUGAUGUUCUCAGCAUAUCAAUGAGUGCCCAUUGAGAAAAAUAGCAUGUACAAAUUUCAGUUGGUGCCAGUUGAUAGGUUGAGAGUUUAAGUUGAUUUGCUUAGCCUAUCAGCAGCUGCCCAGCUAUCCCUUCCUCACAUAGACCAGCAGAGAGAAGUAUUCCUGUCCCAUAUAAACUUAAAUAAGCUUAAUUUGUUGUGACCUGUGAGUGUUC